AGAGCGGUGUGGUGGGCACCUGGCAUCCAGCCAGGCUCAAACUACCACAAGGUCAUAGCUUUUAGUCUCAGAAUUCAAGGUAACAUAGUGAACCUACUGCCUUCAUUGCUGUUUCUACAGAGCAUGCUCUAGUUUGCUCUACAGCUCUUCAUAUAGCCACUGAUGCAGAAAGUAUUCAGGAAAAUGAGCACAGCUUGCCACCUGGAGCUGUUAUGAACAUCUGCACACAAAGAGUGAUACAUUUCAGCACAGUUCACUGCUGCAGCUGAGAACAAUGUGUGGAUUUAGAUAAAAUCUCUGUGCUGUGCUGCUGUCUUGAAGUACUUUCUAGUUAGCAGAAAGGGUAAGAAUGGAGGCUUGGGGAAGUGUGUAAAACCACUGAACUCUGGCUUUGGUAUGUUUGCAUUUUGCACCAUGAUAGCACUUCUGCAGAGUUUAGCAGGAUCAUGGUUAACCAAAUACAAAAGUCUUAUGAAAGGAGUUUCUUUAGCAGUGCAUUUUAAAAUCUAUACAGAUCAGUUUUAAUCUAUUGAACUGAUGAGGAGCAAACAUGCAGAAACAAUUACAUCAGCUGUUUGAUUAGAUACAUUAAGCUUUCCAGUUCCCCUUCUGCCUGUGCUUGUUUAAUUUGCAGGCUCCCUGAAGAUAGCACAGUAUGUCAAUUCAUACAUCAAAAAAUGAAAAACAAUUUCUUUUUACCUCAGAAUCUGUUGCUGAAGGGCAUUCUGAGUGAAUCUGAACUGAUCAGCAAGAAGACCAUUGUUGAUACCUAUGGAGGCUGGGGAGCCUGUGGUGCAGGUGCAUUCUUUGGAAAAGAUCCCUCCAAAGUUGUCUCUUCUGCAGCAUGUGCAGCUCGCUGGAUCACAAAAUCUCUUGUGAAAGUUAGGCUCUACGAGAGAGUAUUAAUCCAGGGAGCUGGAUCUGAAGAGGUCAAUCUACCAAAAAAUAGCAUGCUAUGGGUACUUUAGGAGAGAAGAAUUUACAUGGGAAAUACCCAAAAAGCUUGUGUAUUAAGCUUUUCAGAAUGUUUCAUGUAAUUGAUGGAUGAUAGAAUUUUCAACUCUUCAAAAAAAUACUAUUGAAUCUUUUAAAAAUGACGGUCUGUAGCUAAUAGAUUUAAUAAAAAUUACACUUUAAAUGCAUGCUGCUCUAUCUUAACAUACUCUUCAGCUUUGUUUCUAAUAACUUGUGAGAAAUUUAGGCCUUUGGCUACAAUCAGAUAGUAUGUGCACAGACAGUGGUGGAAAUUGAAGUCAUUCCUGUCCUGCCAGGAAAGCCUGCUACUGCUCUACCAAGUCAUCUUUGUACUGAAGUGGAUGAAGUCGAUGAGGUAACUUCCAACAGCUCCCUGCAAGAAGGAAGCAAUAAUAGCACAAAUUGCCAUCAUCCUUUGGGCCAGGACUUCUACGACUACAGCUUUAGUUACGGUCCUUCUAGUCCAAGCAAAUAAGAAUACUCAUUUUGGAACAUUGAGCACUGUAGCCCUAAAUAUACUUGGCUAUGAGUAGUGUUGUAUGUCUGCUUUUAACAUUACAGUUUUGUAGGUUUAUGUGUGAAAACUGAUGAACUCCUGUGUCAUAAUUCUUCUGCUCAUUUAUAGUUACUCCUUCUCAAAAUGACAUUUUUCCAUGUCUGCAUGAGUUGGAAUUGGCUGUGUAAAGCUUUUUAUUAAAUUUCAUC
Colius striatus (speckled mousebird) is the source of this 1680-nucleotide messenger RNA. Its product is annotated as probable S-adenosylmethionine synthase 4. The transcript is spliced from 3 exons. Gene Ontology annotation, molecular function: ATP binding; methionine adenosyltransferase activity. Gene Ontology annotation, biological process: S-adenosylmethionine biosynthetic process. Bases 678 to 968 code for a protein of 96 amino acids. Gene Ontology annotation, cellular component: cytosol. The record is from RefSeq and is a predicted model, not a curated record. NCBI's taxonomy places the organism in Eukaryota, Metazoa, Chordata, Aves, Coliiformes, Coliidae.